AUGCUCGAAGGUAUUGGUGGACUUCCAAGUACAAGGAAAAGUUAUAGAUUUGGAGUGAAGCUUGCAUAUAAAUCUUGUAUGGUGAACGAUACCGACUUUGAUCCGGCAAGAUGUUGGGGACUUUUUGGUGGCUCAACUCCUCAUUUGAUAAAGAUUGCAAUGAGGAUUCUUUCUUUAACAAGUAGUUCAUCGGGUUGUGAAAGAAAUUGGAGCACGUUUGAAGCGGUACAUACAAAGAAACGAAAUAGAUUGGAGACAAUUCAUCGGGUUGUGAAAGAAAUUGGAGCACGUUUGAAGCGGUACAUACAAAGAAACGAAAUAGAUUGGAGACAAGUAGAGUGAACAAUCUUGUUUAUGUUCAAUUCAAUGCUAAUUUAAUGGGAAAAAAAAAAGAGAAAAGAUAGAACUUUGGAAGUGCUUUUAGCAAAUGAUUCUCACUCGGCUCAAGAAUGGAUUGUUGAUUCUAAUGAUCGAGAUAUAGACGAAGUUGACCGAGAAUCAAUUAUGGAAUCGAUUGAUGAAGCUCUCAGGACUAACGAUAAUCAAGCACCCCGUCAAAAUUCAACAACUAGAUAACUUUUUGAUGAAGAUUUUGAGUCCGAGAAUGAGGAGCAAGUGUUCGAAGAAGGUGAAUAUGAAUCGGAUGGAGUUCAAAUAUUGGAAGAUGUCGGAGGAGAUUAGAAGUAGAUGAACAUUUAAAUCUAUGAAAAUGUGUUUUUUUGGGAUUAUUAAACUUAUUAUGUUUUAGACUUGUACUUUGAUGGCUUUUUACUUAAAUGUUUUAAUAGUAGAUUAUAUAUAUAUAUAUAUAUAUAUAUAUAUAUAUAUAUAUAUAU
Molecule: messenger RNA, 836 nt
Organism: Lactuca saligna
Lineage: Eukaryota; Viridiplantae; Streptophyta; Magnoliopsida; Asterales; Asteraceae
Source: the annotation of a GenBank genome assembly